Messenger RNA from Anopheles funestus (African malaria mosquito), 5727 nucleotides. RefSeq lists its product as uncharacterized. The record is from RefSeq and is a predicted model, not a curated record. Bases 1016 to 4747 code for a protein of 1243 amino acids. The transcript is spliced from 14 exons. Lineage: Eukaryota; Metazoa; Arthropoda; Insecta; Diptera; Culicidae.
UUCUUACCGUCGACAGUGUACGUUGUUGUGCUGCGUCUUUUCGUGGGAAGCGGUUGAAAUCAACAGCGGGCGGUCAAUCCCACCCCUACACGCGUUCCAGUCGCAACGAAACAGCGCAGACGCAUUCAGACCUUCAAAAUCCCACUCGACACGAAGUGAGUUGGAGUCGUCUCGUCCGUCCAUCAGCGGUUAGCUACAGAUCACAUGCACACCGGUGGCGUCUAGUGUCGGAUGGUGCUGAUCCGACGUUGCUGCAGCUGCAAACGGUGAACCGUCUACCUUUCUCGGCAGAUGGGCGGCAGCUGGACUGCAAAACUGCUGCCGACGUGUGGUUGCACAAACGGAAGGCUUCUUUGAAGUUUCGUCGAAAUUUCUUCGUCCAGCCACAGCAACAGCAAUACUGCGCCGUGUUUGAUCUAGUGCAUUGUGGCUUGAAAGUGCAUUCUACACCGCAUUUACCGUGAAGCAACACUUCACGUCCAAACAAAGCAAUCGCAAAUUAGCCAACCAGACCAGCCGGCUGGUGUUGGUGCGCGUAUCCCCUCCGGCGGUUGACUUCUCGCGAUAGUGAUCGAUUUUUUCGACAUCAUUCCUCGUCGAAAGCAGUUCACGUGCCGGUGCAGGUAAAGUGAAUUUCUAUUUCAAUCGGUGCGUGCGAAACCAACAUAACAACACAACGCAACGCGACCAUUUGCUUCACGAUCGGUCAUCAAUCGAUUUGUUCGUUUGGAUGAUUUGUGGUUGUUGAUCGGUACGCGGGCGCAGUUAGCAUACACAAUUCCGUGUUUCGUGAGUGUCAAAAGUAAAAGUGGUCAUAAUUUUACACGUCCUAUGGGUGUGCGAGAAGCAGCGUAAUUUUGCGUAGGUUUGUGUGCGCAUAUUUGGGAGCAGUUGUCAACAGGUGUUGUGAAAGUGAAGUCCUUUUUUAAAAAAAAAAAACCUAUACGGAAAGCAUACACAAUUUGUGGUGAAAGAUAUUAAAGUGAGUCGCUAAACGAUCGUAAACAAAUACAAGAUGGCGCGCGGUGUCGGCCCGGGACCCGGUUUGCCCGGGUUGGCCAGAUUAAUGGUACUUCUGCUGUUGCCGCUUCUACACCUCGAGGCGGAAGCACAUGUCGCACUAACGUUUCCGCCCGCUCGCAAGUAUGAUUUGGACUUUCUGGACAACUCGCGCACGAAACCGCCAUGCGGAAUGCCGAAAGGUUCAUUGAAAACUUCGUUCAUCGAGGGUAGCACCUUCAACGUUUCGUGGCAUCUUGCCUAUCCGCAUCGGGGUGGCUUCCGACUGGAGAUACUUGAUACGAGGGAGAAACCAGUACUGAACCUAACACCAAGCAGCAAGGAAAAGCGUUUUGUGCGUGAUGAUGCCACUGCUCAGCAGUUCCAGGUAUCACUUCCAAGGAACUUCACCUGUCGAGACUGUACACUACGGUUGGUCCGCCAGGCUGACGAAUGGGGCGGUAACUACCGAUUCUGGUCGUGCGCCGACGUGGAUGUCGUUCCAAGACGCGAACACCACGAAACCUGCUCCGGACAUGGGAAAUUCAUCGCACGUUGUAAGUGUGAUCGUAAGUACUACGGACCACGGUGUGAAUUCUGGGAUGAGUGUGUUACGAAUCAGGAUUGUGGAAUUCAGGGUACCUGCGUGGACUUGGGCGGAACCGCACUGCCACGUCGCCAAUGUUACUGUCGGUUGGGUUGGUUUGGACCGGGAUGUAACAAGAAAUCGCCCAUUAAGUCAACCGAUAUUGACUACUCAGUGUACAAGGCGAAAACACUAUCACCGGACCUAAACGUCUAUUGGCGUGUGCUAAAAGAGCAAAGUGAACUAGAAGUCAUUCUCAAGGUGAAUGGUACUUCCUGGGUAGCGUUGGGUUGGAGACCACGGAAACUGACCGCAGAAUGUAAGAACUUCCCGCUAAUCGCUGCACCAGGAGCUGCUGCACCAUCGGAAGCUGGAGUUGCCGAACCGGAACCGGCGAGCGAACCAACAUCUGAGCCAGAACCCAACUCUGAGCCGGAACCGGGAGCAGAACCAGCGGCAGAACCGGGUGCAGAACCAGGCGCUGAGCCGGAGCCCAAGUCAGAGCCUGAGCCUGCAUCGGAACCUGGAGCAGAACCUAACGCAGAACCAGAGCCGAAAAGUGAACCUGAACCAGGUGCGGAACCAACCUCGGAACCGGUUAGUGAACCAUCGUCCGAACCCUCGUCCGAGCCAGAAUCUAAAGCAGAGCCAGAGCCAGAACCAGGGGCAGAACCUGGCGCAGAACCAGAACCCAAAUCGGAACCAGAACCGACUGGAGAACCAGAACCAGAGAGUGUUACCGAACCCACUGCAGAGCCGCAGGGUCAGAGUUCGAAAAAAUCAAAGCGUGCUGCUGCCACAACCCCUGCCGCAGAACCCGAACCAGAACCGAAAACAGAGCCUGCCUCAGAGCCAACUUCAAAACCGAAACCAAAACCAACGGCAGCAGCAGGUCCGAAGCUGAAACUUAAUCCGUAUACUCCUCGCCACGACUUUAACCCGAUGGACUGUACCGACAUUGUGAUUGGUACGGCUCGUGGUGACAACCAUCGUGUUUGGGAUUAUUACACCCGUGAUCGAUCGACGCCACGGAUGGACUCUUUCUGGGGUGGCAAAUCGGACCUAACGGCAACGGGAGGAUUUGAGCGGGACGGUGUCACGACUAUUGUGUUCCGUCGGCCACUGACUGCAGCCGAACCAACCGAUCAUUCGAUUGUGGAUGAUCUAAUGCAUGUGAUAUGGGCACGCGGACAGGAACCGGGUGCUUACGUACAUUCGCCACCCUCCGGCAUAGAGAAGGAGAUGGCAUCGGUGCGUGAAUUCUAUCAGCCGGAUGAGCUGAAGUACCAUGGACAUCGUAUGCAGCGUGGAGUGACGCAGAUCAACUUUCUCGAAGAGGAACGUAAGGUGCCGGCCGCGACGUCAGCUGCGGGAGUCACAGUAACACCGGAAGGAACGGCCACUAGUGGUGAUGGUGUGAUUGUACCAGCUGGACCAGUUGGACAUGAGUUGGACAAUGAGUGCCACGGAUUCUACAAGUACCCGCGGACAUGUGAUCCCGAACAGGCCAAUUGUGAGUACUUCCUCAGCUGGCAGACGGUGGCGCGAGGUGAAGCGGUACACUUCCAUCUGGAGACGAAGCAUACGUCUAGCUGGACAGGUGUAGGUUUCAGCGAUGACCAGCGCAUGUCCCAAACGGAUGCAAUUAUCGGAUGGGUGGAUAUGAAUGGGCGCCCAUUCUUGAUGGACACCUGGAUCAAUGGCUAUUCGGCACCAAAGUUGGACGACCGACAGGAUUUGUACAAUGCUUCUGGAGCUAUCCAGAACGGACGAACUGUACUAGACUUCACUCGUAAGCGGAUCACUGGGGAUGAAAGCGAUCUGGCAUUUGCGGAGGACCGCUGUCUAUACAUGAUGUUCCCGAUUGAGGGUGGUUUGUUUAAUGAGGUUAACAAAAAGCUCGGUAAACACGCGUCUGUACCGGUUGUGACAGAUACACGCGUCUGUAUCAAAUCGUGCGCGAAACAGUUCGAGCAGUUGCUAACGGUGCCUGCCACACCAGCACCGGACCGUAUCGCUUAUGGAGCGUCGAUCAAGCUGACGAAUCUGGCAGCUGGUUUCCAAGUUCCGGCCAGUGGUACACCGGAGCAUCGUGAUCUAGCGCGGUCAGUUAGAGACACGUUCAACGGCGUGCUGCGCGAGGUGCCCGGCUUUUAUCGAACGGAUGUGCAGGAGUUUGAGAUGGACGCUGAUGGUAGUGUUGUAGUGCGGAUGAAUAUUCUGGUCGAUAAGGAGCUGAAGGAUGGUACUAAGAACCCGUUAGCUGACGAUCCGGCUAAACUGGAACUGACCCUGCACAAUCUAAUGGUGAACAAUCUAUCGUCGGGUAAGGUGGGUGCGUUAUCAGUUGAUCCCACUUAUCUGGAAUUCACUCAACUAGAAGGGCAAGCAUCAUCGCCCAAGGAGGAAUACGAUCUUUUACCGGCUGGUGUACGAUUGUAUCUGAUUCUGGGAUGCAUUGCUGGUCUGGUAUUUAUUGCCAUCGUUCAAGCGACUUGCACAAUCAUUAAAACGCGAAGAACAAAUCGACUCAAGGAUCAGUUGAUCCCCAACUCAGCAUGGAAGGAUUACUCCUCAAACACUAACUACGCAUUCGACAAUUUUGAACCUGAAUCCAAAACACACCACAAGGGACGUUCAUCGGACCGUGGGUACAGCAAUGGCAACAGUCAACAGACCACCUUGCAGAUGUCGCACUCGCCGAACAAGUCGCAGUACUACGAGAUCGAUCGUACGGACGGAGGCGGAAUGCCUACUCACCGAAAUGGUAACUCUGGAUAUCCGUACCCAUCGGGACAACCGCGCCACGGAUACGAUCGUACCGGAGAUCGAUCCUCGUAUGCCGACCGGGCGUAUUCGUUGCCCCGUCCUAUGCAUCAACAGCAGCAGCAACAGCAAAUGCAACAACGACAUCAUCAAGAAAUGCAAUCACGACCCACAAGCGACUAUUACACGCAGGACCGCCGUGGCAAAUCGCGCAACAGUGGUAACCAUUAUUCGGGUAAUGGACAUCCACAUCAGUCUCAGCAUCAACAUCAACAGCAGCAGCAACAGCAGCGACCAAUGCCGGACUCUUCCGAUCUUUACUUUACACCAACGCAACGAAAGUACUCCGGGGAGGUCGUGCGAGUGUUUGUCGAUUACAACAAAGAUAAGAAGUAAAACUCCUCGGACUACAAUAGAUCAAAAUAUUCGUCUUUUCGGUGGGAGGCAAACCGAUUAUGGCAUAACUUCCUUCUCGACAACAUUCUUGUCCUGAGGAGAUGUUAAGAUGUUCAGUUUAUACCGCAUAAGCUGGACAGUGUGACAGUUACGAUCCUGUAACUCCCGUUUCUUUCCCACGUAUCCUCCACGAAAAUCUGUCACUUAGGAAGGAUGAAGGCUCACCAUAAAACAAACGCAACUAAAUACUCCUCUCAUACGUGACGAGCUGCGGACGAGCGAAAUUCGUCCAUCUCACACUGUACAUAAUAUGUGUUUACUAUUCAUUUUUGUGUCUAUUUCUUCUUUAAACCCCCUCGUAGCGAGAUCCAUUUUGUUUAAGUUAAUGUUUGUUUCGGGUUUUUAAUGAUGAAUUUUAUGUUGAUACCGUGUACAAUGGAAAACGCGACGCUGCCAUGCUGCAAAUAAUGCAGAACCCAGUCCAUGCCAGUGUCUAUCGUUUCUUUUAUUGGAGUUUUGUUUUAUUCAGCUGUUUCAGUUUGCGACGGCGUACGGCGAUGCAUAGGACGUUUGUGAAUAUGGGAAGCUAGUGUCUUCCAGAGAGAGGAAUAGAAAGAAAGAGAGAGAGAGAGAGAUUAGUAAGAAGGUAAGGAGCGGAUAGAUAUUUCCCACCGUCAGAUGGAACCGGUGAAACUAGUAAGGGAUUUGUAGGAUAUGACUUGUAGAAAAUACCUUCUCUUAGCUAAUCGAACGAAUAGGUAGAUGACAUGUGGAGCGCGCUGUACAGCGGACGAAACAAUCAGGGCGUACCAUAAAUGCACCACAGCUCUGUUUUCCCAUGCCGAAAAAAAACCCGUCCGUAGAAAAACGAACGAAGCGAACGCGGGCCUCCAUAUUUUAAUCGCUUUACCAGGAACAAUAGAAUGGUUUAAAAAGAAACAGUAACAAUAAAAGAAGAAAACCCCCGUACGAAAACCAAA